UGAUUUUAUCUUAGCGUAGUUACUGAUGUCUGCUAAUGUCCCGUUGUAUUUAUUCCGCCCCUUGCGUUGGCGUGGCUUUUAUUUUUAAAGCAGAACCCGGAAGUCGCGACGUCUUAUUCCGGCUAGCUGGACGCUCGACAACCCCAAAGCGCCUUAUGCUUGUUAAGACUUGAACGUGUUUUCCCCAUGUUUGCGAGAAUUUGUUUCGGCAAAUGCACCGAUAGACAAGGCUCGGGAACCAGGAGGGAUUUUUCAUCGUGAAUAUUUUUUAAUUUUUUUUUUGUCGUAUCCUGAAGACACCGGGCGUUCGUAUCCAUUUCAAGACACAGACACACACACACAACAUCGUCCCCCCGGUCCUGUGAUACAGGUGCUGUUGCCGUCCUGUGACGGAUUUAUCCUCUCAGCUGCUGGGCGAUAGGAGGAGAGGAAGCAGAGAUGCCGAAACCGAUCAAUGUACGUGUGACCACCAUGGACGCGGAGCUGGAGUUUGCCAUCCAGCCGAACACCACCGGGAAACAACUGUUUGACCAGGUGGUGAAGACGGUGGGUUUGCGGGAGGUGUGGUUCUUCGGCCUGCAGUACAUGGACAGCAAAGGCUACACCACCUGGCUCAAACUCAACAAGAAGGUGACCCAGCAGGACGUGAAGAAAGAGAACCCGCUGCAGUUCAAGUUCAGAGCCAAGUUCUUCCCUGAAGACGUGUCAGAAGAGCUAAUCCAAGAGAUCACUCAGAGACUCUUCUUCUUGCAGGUCAAAGAGGCCAUCCUGAACGACGAGAACUACUGCCCCCCCGAGACGGCCGUGCUGCUGGCUUCGUACGCCGUCCAGGCCAAGUACGGGGACUACAGCAAAGACGUCCACAAGGCCGGGUACCUCACCCACGACAGACUGCUGCCUCAGAGAGUCCUGGAACAGCACAAGCUGACUAAGGAGCAGUGGGAGGACAGGAUACAGACUUGGCACGAGGAACACAAAGGAAUGCUCAGAGAGGACUCCAUGAUGGAGUAUCUUAAAAUCGCCCAGGACUUGGAGAUGUACGGAGUCAACUACUUUGAGAUCAAAAACAAGAAGGGCACGCAGCUGUGGCUGGGCGUGGACGCCCUUGGCCUCAAUAUCUACGAACACGAGGACAAGUUGACGCCGAAGAUCGGCUUCCCCUGGAGCGAGAUCCGAAACAUCUCUUUCAAUGACAAGAAGUUUGUCAUCAAACCUAUUGACAAGAAAGCACCCGACUUCGUGUUUUACGCCCCGCGGCUGCGCAUCAACAAGCGCAUCCUGGCGCUGUGCAUGGGCAACCACGAGCUGUACAUGAGGAGGAGGAAGCCCGACACCAUCGAGGUGCAGCAGAUGAAAGCUCAAGCUCGGGAGGAGAAGCACCACAAACAGAUGGAGAGGGCCCAGCUGGAGAACGAAAAGAAGAAGCGGGAGCUCGCCGAGAAGGAGAAGGAGAGGAUAGAGCGAGAGAAGGAAGAGCUCAUGGAGAGGCUGAGACAGAUUGAAGAGCAGACGAUGAAAGCUCAGAAAGAGCUGGAGGAACAGACCCGUCGGGCGCUGGAGCUGGAGCAGGAAAGAAAGAGAGCGAGGGAGGAGGCCGAGCGCCUGGAGAGGGAGAGGCAAGCAGCCGAGGAGGCGAAGGCCGAGCUGGCCAAGCAGGCCGUCGACCAGCAGAAGACUCAAGAGCAACUGGCCGCCGAACUGGCUGAAUUCACAGCAAAGAUCGCUCUGCUCGAAGACGCCAAGAGGAAGAAGGAGGAUGAGGCCACCGAGUGGCAGCACAAGGCGCUGUCGGCCCAGGAGGACCUGGAGAAGACCAAGGAGGAGCUGAAGACGGCCAUAACGCCGACGGCCGCGCCCCCGGGAGGCCACGAGCACGACGAGCAGGACGAGAACCACGCGGAGGCCAGCGCCGAGCUCUCCAACGAGGGCGUCAGCCAGCUCGACCUCCGCAGCGAAGAGGAGCGCAUCACCGAGGCCCAGAAGAACGAGAGGGUCAAAAAGCAGCUGCAGACGUUAACCUCGGAGUUGGCCGAGGCGAGGGACGAAACCAAGAAGACCCAGAACGACGUGCUGCACGCGGAGAACGUGAAAGCGGGCCGAGAUAAAUACAAAACCCUGCGCCAGAUCCGCCAGGGCAACACGAAGCAGCGCAUCGACGAGUUCGAGUCCAUGUGAGGGGGAGCGCCUGUGUCCCUCGCUCCUUUUUUUUUUUUUUUUUUUUUUUUUGGGUCGGGCGCGGGGGGGGUUUACCUGCUCUCGAACUUUCCCCUUUUAACGGCUGCUCCAUUUUCACGGACAACAGAUGCCGCCGAGUUCAGAAAUCAUCUUGUCAAACUUUGCCAAAGUCCCGCCCCCCCCCCCUCACAUCUCCACUUUGUCUGUGAUCCAGAGCUGCUGCUCACCCGCCACUCUCAACACGCAGAGCAUCAUCGUACUGCGUUUGUAAACCGUGAGUGCAGGGGAAACGAGGAACUGUCAAACCAAAAUGGAACAAAUCGAUUUAUUUUUCAUGUUGAGUUAACAUGGCCAUAGAAAGCUAAUUUUCUUUUGUUGUUUUUGCUCGACAGCGUGUAUGAAAAGCUUUAGCACGAGUCCGCGUCUUCAGUUAAACAUCACCUUUCCACCUCUUGUUUUUAAGUUCUUCCUCUCUACUUUUGUUCGACUCAUUUUAUCGAUCACGCCCGCACGUUUUUAAGUCGUCUGUCGAACGCGUCGGGCGAGGCCACUGUUUUUAUUCGCCGAAGCUCUUCUGCGUCGCGUCGUAUCGAAACAUAUCUAGCUAGAUGGGUCGUUCCGCUCUAGGUUUAUACAGAAAAACACGACACUGCAGUAUUUUAAAAGCUCCAUUAGGCCGACCAUCGCGAGUGAAGACGAAGUGAAUUGACCCUCGUAGAGGAAAGAGCCACGCGACUUGUCCCACGGCAGGUUACGACAAACGAAUGUAGCAAAGGUAACAAAGGGAAAGUUUCUUUUUUUUUUUUCUUUUUAAAAACAUGCAGAGGACAAAGGAUGGCAUGUAAUCAGGUUGUGCCACUGAGCUGUCGCCCUCAAGCUUAAAAAGUAUUAUGAAGAUAAGCUAAUUGGUAGUUGUGUGUGUGUGUGUGUGUUUGAGAGAGUGUGUAUCUCAGUCCAGUUGCAUCCCAGUGUUUCAUUCCUGGUCACCAUAGAUGGUUUUCUCUGCCCACCAGCUCACAAAGGAACCCAGGGAAUUAAAACGGGCGGACAGACGAACUGCCCGUUUGUUUGUCUGUCUGCCCGCGUCCGGUCGAUCGAGCGUUUGCUGCGGCUUGCGUGUUUGUGAGUGUGCGUAUACAUUGGCGGCGUGGAAAAAAAAAAAAAAAAAGAGGCCUGGCACCUCUCUGGCUGGGGAGCUUAUGAAAACAUCGGUCCCGACCCGGGACGGAUCUCUACCUCAGUAAUAAUAGCAGUGGUGACUGACAGUCAAACACUCAGGGUGUUUCCCCGAACUCCAAAAAUAUUAAAAAAUAAAAAACGAGAAGGUCAUGAUUUUUCUUGGUUUCUGUUACGUCUGGUCAGAGCUCAGUUUUUUUUUUUUUUUUUUUGGUUGGUUAAAAUUUGUGAUUUAUAUGAAAUGUACCUCCCGGAGCGAAAGAUUCUUCCAUUAGCGCUAGUCCUCCUGGCCUUGUUCAGACGUGUGUGUGCUUUUCAGACGACUUCACAUUUAGUUUGACAAAUAUCGGAGGCGUUUUCAGAAGAUGGCUCCCUUUGUCACUAACAGUCCCCGUGAGGCGUUCGGGUUCUCGCGCGGAGCCGCGAGUUGUUGGUGGUGACAGUUAAAAAAAAAAUGGCCUUAAGUGUCCGCUCUGAACCUCCGCUCUUCCGGCUCCACUUUAAGGAGACGAGUCAUAAAGAGAUGAGUUAAUGUGAACGGACCUCGGAAACGGAGUCGAACCGAUAGCCGGCCAGUUUCUACCCCUGAAAUCUUUAUAAAUUCUAACAGACAACGAGCGAGUUUCAUGUGGUGGGAAAAAGGUGCAUUUUUUUGAAAUGAGUGAACAUUAAGUUUCCUUUUUUUUUAUUAUAAUUAUUAUUAUUAUUAACAAUACGAUGAAAAAUGUUUAUGGUAUUAUUUGCUUUACUUGACAGCUGGUGUAGGUUGAUAUUUUUUAAUAGUUUUAAAGUUAAAGCACUUGUAUGGAACGCGACGCUGAAGCCCGCCUUUUGUGUUUAGCUUCAGCGUCCGUUGUUAGUAUUGUGUUUGCCAUAGCAGGUCAAGAAAACGAUCCUGUGCUUCCAGCUCAUAUUUUUGCAUUGUGUUCCAAGACCCUAAACCAGCGGCGCGCAUCACUGUAUUACACGGCUUCAUUGGAGGGGAAAACUCUAGCUGACGUGUCCCCCCCUCCCUCCCUCCACACUCUCCACGUUAGACCGCUAAGGCUUCAGUUCGUCUGCCUGUCCCCUCCAAUGAAGGCGGCUCCGUGGUGACGCCUGCUCUGGCACCAGCUGUCACGUUUUGCUUCGCUUUUGUUUAUUUUUUCCAUCCUUAUGUUCAUCUUAGUAUUCUUUAAGAUAGAAGGCACAGGUGGAUUGCAGUCCAUUGGUUCCCAAAUAAAAAGUUUUAAAUUUUGA
Molecule: messenger RNA, 4590 nt
Organism: Mugil cephalus (flathead mullet)
Lineage: Eukaryota; Metazoa; Chordata; Actinopteri; Mugiliformes; Mugilidae
Product: radixin-like
Exons: 15
Coding region: 439-2175 (578 amino acids)
Biological process (GO): regulation of organelle assembly; regulation of cell shape; positive regulation of protein localization to early endosome
Cellular component (GO): adherens junction; filopodium; apical part of cell
Molecular function (GO): actin binding; cell adhesion molecule binding
Source: RefSeq, a predicted model, not a curated record